GUUGCGGUCGGUUUCCACGUCAGAGGAAAGAGCGGAGCCGGUUUUCGUCGCUCCGAGGCCGCCUUUCUUCGGCUUUGUGGGACUGCGGCUGCUGACCUGGCUCCCGAAAUGCCAAGACGCCUGCCGACGCCCGCCAAAGCCGGCCCAGUUUUGGACGCCGCCGGAUGGAUGGAAGGGACUGUCAGGAUUGUGGAUAAGAACAUUUACAUUGUACAAGGUGAAAUCAAUACAGUAGUAGGAGCCAUAAAACGCAGUGCAAGAUGGAGUACUCAUGUACGUUUGGAUGAAGAGCGUGAUCCCUUAUUGCACAGCUUCAGUGUUUUGAAAGAAGUUUUGAACAAUGUAACUGGUAAGUCUUAAAAUUAAUACUGUGAAGCAGGAUGUAUUUGCACUGCAGAUACUUAUAGGGAAAAUGACCCUAACUUAAGAAUAUCUCAUCUGAAAAAAGACAUUUGGAUAGAAAAAAGAUCUUACCAGGCUAAUUCUACUUUAUUGUAAAGCUACAUUAACAGA
Molecule: messenger RNA, 513 nt
Organism: Python bivittatus (Burmese python)
Lineage: Eukaryota; Metazoa; Chordata; Lepidosauria; Squamata; Pythonidae
Source: RefSeq, a predicted model, not a curated record